AUGCCAAGCCGACCCACGGAGCUGCACGGACCCACAGCCCGACCCACGGAGCUGCACGGACCCACAGCCCGACCCACGGAGCUGCACGGACCCACAGCCCGACCCACGGAGCUGCACGGACCCACAGCCCGACCCACGGAGCUGCACGGACCCACAGCCCGACCCACGGAGCUGCACGGACCCACAGCCCGACCCACGGAGCUGCACGGACCCACAGCCCGACCCACGGAGCUGCACGGACCCACAGCCCGACCCACGGAGCUGCACGGACCCACAGCCCGACCCACGGAGCUGCACGGACCCACAGCCCGACCCACGGAGCUGCACGGACCCACAGCCCGACCCACGGAGCUGCACGGACCCACAGCCCGACCCACGGAGCUGCACGGACCCACAGCCCGACCCACGGAGCUGCACGGACCCACAGCCCGACCCACGGAGCUGCACGGACCCACAGCCCGACCCACGGAGCUGCACGGACCCACAGCCCGACCCACGGAGCUGCACGGACCCACAGCCCGACCCACGGAGCUGCACGGACCCACAGCCCGACCCACGGAGCUGCACGGACCCACAGCCCGACCCACGGAGCUGCACGGACCCACAGCCCGACCCACGGAGCUGCACGGACCCACAGCCCGACCCACGGAGCUGCACGGACCCACAGCCCGACCCACGGAGCUGCACGGACCCACAGCCCGACCCACGGAGCUGCACGGACCCACAGCCCGACCCACGGAGCUGCACGGACCCACAGCCCGACCCACGGAGCUGCACGGACCCACAGCCCGACCCACAGAGCUGCACGGAGCCACAGCCCGACCCACGGAGCUGCACGGACCCACAGCCCGACCCACGGAGCUGCACGGACCCCCAGUGCUGCGAGGACCCUCGGCCCAAGCCACAGAGGGAGACCUGCCCACUGAUUCCAUUGGGGGGCCCAGCCUGGCACCCCAGCAGGGGGAAGGAGCUGGCAAUGGGCCCCGUCCUGUGCAAUUUGGUUCAGUCCCCACGGCCGUGCUGGCACUGCUGGGCAUCACCCUGGCCCUGGUGGGGGUUGUGACUUACCUGCUGUGCCAGAGGAACCGGAGGCCCCACCAGGUACUUGGCAUCCCACACAGAAGCCCCGGUAAUGGGCUGCUGUACUACCCCUGCGAUCGGGGAUGAGAUGGCUGUGCUCGCAAAUGGUGCCCCCUCAAUCUGCAGCUCUGAGCCCCAUGGGAUUUCAGGGGGUGUGGUAUGGAGGGGAGAGUUUGUAGUGGGAAGAUGUGAUGCCCAGCCUUCCAUUGGACUAGUCCCCCUGGCU
Molecule: messenger RNA, 1306 nt
Organism: Pelodiscus sinensis (Chinese soft-shelled turtle)
Lineage: Eukaryota; Metazoa; Chordata; Testudines; Trionychidae
Source: RefSeq, a predicted model, not a curated record